UAUGGCAAAUCACUUGUCAACCCAAUCCAAAUAGUUCCAAUGUUCCUUUAAAAUUUAAAAUUUAAUUUAUAUUUCACAAAUUAAUUUUAGACUAUUUAUAUCCAUAUUGCAUCGAAAUGUUAAAGGGGAUGGUUAGUUUGGUGACCGGUGGAGCAUCUGGUCUUGGUAAAGCGACUGUGGACAGGCUUAUAAAAAAUGGAGGCAAAGUUGUAAUUCUCGAUAUACAAGCAACAAGAGCUCAGGAAGUAGCUAAAAAACUUGGUGAUAAUGUGAUAGUAUCAGCCGGUUGUAUAACAAAAGAGGAAGAUGUGAAGAAAACAUUAGAUAUUGUAAAAGAGAAGUUUGGCCGUCUGGAUCUGUUGGUGAACUGUGCGGGACACACAGAGACACACCAAGUGUAUAAUUUUUACAAAGAUAAAGAAUGUGAUCUGGAUGGUUUUGUUAAAUGUGUAAAUGUAAAUACUAUAGGUACAUUCAAUGUCAUAAGGUUAGCAGCAGGAUUGAUAGGCAAAAAUAAACCAAAUGAAGAUGGUCAGAGAGGUGUCAUUAUAAAUACAGCAGCAACAAUAGCUUACGAGGGUGACAUCGGCCAAGCGCCUUAUGCAGCAUCUACAGCUGCAGUCAUUGGCAUGACUCUACCCAUAGCUAGGGAUUUAGCUUCACAAGGAAUUAGAGUUAUGACGAUAGCCCCUGGAAUCUUUGAGACACCGUUAAUAUCAUAUAUACCAGAAAAAGUUAUAGAUUACCUGAAAAGAAUAUGUCCAUUCCCAACAAGAUUUGGCAGACCUGAGGAGUUUGCGCAUCUCGUCACAAGUAUCGUGGAGAAUCCAAUGCUGAACGGUGAAGUGAUUAGAUUAGAUGGUGCACAAAGAUGGUUUCCGCUGUAGUUAAUUGAAUGUUUAGAUUUAGAAUAUAUUAAGACUGUUAAUAAAUGU
Achroia grisella is the source of this 935-nucleotide messenger RNA. RefSeq names its product 3-hydroxyacyl-CoA dehydrogenase type-2-like. The coding region runs from base 117 to 887 and encodes 256 amino acids. Gene Ontology annotation, biological process: estrogen metabolic process; fatty acid metabolic process; androgen metabolic process. Gene Ontology annotation, molecular function: estradiol 17-beta-dehydrogenase [NAD(P)+] activity. The transcript has 5 exons. NCBI's taxonomy places the organism in Eukaryota, Metazoa, Arthropoda, Insecta, Lepidoptera, Pyralidae. Gene Ontology annotation, cellular component: mitochondrion. The record is from RefSeq and is a predicted model, not a curated record.